Molecule: messenger RNA, 1586 nt
Organism: Boeremia exigua
Lineage: Eukaryota; Fungi; Ascomycota; Dothideomycetes; Pleosporales; Didymellaceae
Exons: 3
Coding region: 24-1475 (483 amino acids)
Source: RefSeq, a predicted model, not a curated record
CUUCAAUAAACCCUUUAACUGACAUGAAGGCCUUCAAGAGUGUAUUCGGUGGCUCAAAACCGAAACCUUCAACACCCACAUCUGACCUAAACCUUGCCCGCGGACAGCCUUUGGAUAUUCAACCUCCUUUGGUCCAGGGACCUUUCGGACGACCGUCAAGUUAUACAUAUGAUUCUAACCCGUCUUCUUCAACUCCUUCAUACUCGGUUAUUGGACCAAGAACCCGCGACCUUCCAGCUACGCAACCACCCAUCGUUCGCAUACACCCCCCAACAGAUUCAAAUGAAGUUCGUCAGCAGCCAUACCUCCCAAGCAUUCCCGAGAUCCCAGCAAGACCUCUUCCAAGCUCUGCGUUACAAAGCUCAACACUGAAUUCGACUUCACCGAUAGCAGAUCAUCCCCAUGACUUGCCUGAGUUCGGCUCGCCUCCAGCGUCCCGGCCUGCAGAUGCCGGUGUCUCAAGCGGCCUACGGCCACCUGUCAAACGAAGUCUGACAAUCAGGUCGGCUGACGUGACAGGCUGGCAGGAGCAGUUCGAACUGGAACGAGCUACCGAGUCGUUACCAUCCUCCUCAACCGUGGUACGAUCAGAUCAAGAGAAGGAUGCUUCAUCAGAAAAGGUAUUUGUAGAGGUACACCCGGCGAACCCCACUUCAACGUUACAGCCAGUGCUUGGAUUGAGGGUACUGGCAUCAAGGCAAAGCUCUACGCCAGUCAAUUUGCAUUCGUCAACCUGGGGUGAGACGCAUGGAGUGCUGCCUAGGCGAUCAGCACUCCAAGAUACACGCGAUGCAAGCAUAACGGCGACGAAUGCAACUGCGACAACAACAGCAUCCCAAGUGGCACAGACUCACGUGGAUAGACCGACCUGCUCGCUCAACCUUUUGUGUUAUCGGCCUGGCUAUCAGGGCUGCGUGUUGAAGCAGAUAACAGUCAUUGGCCGCUCAAGGUUUCCCAGCAAAGACGCGUAUGAAAAAGCUCUCAACGAACGCAAAGACAAUCUCAUCAGUGACGAUGAGGCGUUCUUUCGGACUCUGCAAGCAACAUACAGCCUUCAGAUGUGUAGCUUUUGGCGGCGCCAUUUUUCGAUGAAAACGUUGCAACAGAUCAGGCUGCUAUCGUACACAGCAACAACGCGCCCCGAGGUGGUGCCUCUCGAUGACUUCACACUGCAGGAGGUAUUCCAUGCCUACAACAACCCAUCCAUGAUUGAGACCGAGACUGCGUGGAUUGAAUGGGUUUUCAAUCUUCGUCAAGCGGAUCGAAGGCAUGCAUUAGAGUUCGUAGAGAGCUGGAGUGGUUCUCGGAUCGCGACGGUUGGGUCGAUACCUUGGAUCUCCGCCUCUAUCGUGGGGGUCGUGUGGGUAGCUCGCGGGGGAGAUGCACAAACUGCGUUCACUGUUGCAAGCUUCAUCCUGACAGUCGGCACUUCACUGCUUGCGCUUCUUGCAAUCAUAAGCAAGAUUGAGCCAUAGCUCUAGAGUUUUUAGAAGUAGAAUAAGCGUAUCACUAGGGUACUUAUACUAUAGGAUAUGCAAUGAAAAGUAAUAUAAGUUGAAACUUAUUAGUAGUAAUAAUUAAGAGAG